AUGGGGUGUGUGAUUAGCAGAGAAGCGUCCUCAGGAGUAGAUUCUGAGUCUAAGGGUGAGAAGAAGGAUUUGAGUGUAGAAUCUAAGAGGAAGGUAGAUGAUGUUGUGGUGCCGAAGGUAGAUAGUGAAACUAUUGAGGUUCAUGAUGGUGGGGGUGAGGCUCAUGUGGGUGGGGGUGAGGCUAAGAAGGAGGAGAAUGGUCAUGGAGGUCAAAGACCUCCCAGGGGGGAGAGAAGGCGGUCAAAGCCAAACCCAAGGUUAGGUAAUCUACCGAAGCAAUCGCGUGGUGAGCAGGUGGCAGCCGGGUGGCCCCCCUGGCUCACGGAGGCGUGCGGGGAGGCGCUCAAUGGGUGGAUUCCACGGAAAGCAGACACGUUUGAGAAAAUUGAUAAGAUUGGGUCAGGAACAUAUAGUAAUGUGUACAAAGCUAAAGAUAUGUUGACGGGGAAAAUUGUUGCACUAAAGAAAGUUAGAUUUGACAAUUUGGAACCCGAGAGCGUGAGAUUUAUGGCUAGAGAAAUCCUAAUUUUGCGGAGACUGGAUCAUACGAAUGUUGUAAAGUUGGAGGGUCUGGUUACAUCGAGGAUGUCAUGUAGUUUGUACCUGGUGUUUGAGUACAUGGAGCAUGAUCUAGCUGGACUUGCUGCAAGCCCAGAUAUUAAAUUUACAGAACCUCAGGUCAAAUGUUACAUGCAUCAACUGCUAUCUGGACUUGAGCACUGUCACAACCGUGGUGUGCUUCACCGUGACAUUAAGGGAUCAAAUCUUUUGAUUGACAACGGAGGAGUACUUAAGAUUGCUGACUUUGGGUUGGCUUCUUUUUUUGAUCCAAACCACAAGCAUCCCAUGACUAGUCGGGUGGUUACUCUAUGGUAUCGACCUCCUGAGCUUCUUCUUGGGGCUACUGACUAUGGUGUGGGCGUGGACCUUUGGAGUGCAGGUUGCAUUUUAGCAGAGUUACUAGCUGGGAAGCCUAUCAUGCCUGGUCGUACAGAGGUGGAGCAACUACAUAAGAUAUACAAACUAUGUGGCUCACCUUCAGAUGAAUAUUGGAAAAAGGCAAAGUUGCCCAAUGCAACUCUAUUUAGGCCCCGGGAGCCUUACAAAAGAGCCAUAAGAGAGGCAUUUAAAGAGUUUCCUCCAUCAUCAUUGCCCCUUAUCGAAACCCUUCUCGCAAUUGAUCCAGCAGAACGUCAGACAGCCACAGCUGCAUUGAGCAGUGAGUUUUUCAUGACAGAGCCUUAUGCUUGUGAACCUUCUAGCCUCCCACAGUAUCCCCCAACCAAAGAAAUUGAUGCCAAACGCAGGGAUGAUGAAGCUCGUAGACUUCGAGCUGCUGGUAGAACCCAAGCUGAAAGUGCAAAGAAAACACGCACACGUGAACGUGCUCCUAGGGCUAUGGCUGCUCCAGAAGCCAAUGCCGAGCUUCAAUCCAAUAUUGACAGAAGGCGCCUAAUUACACAUGCAAAUGCAAAGAGCAAAAGCGAAAAGUUUCCUCCACCACACCAGGAUGGGGCAGUUGGCUACCCUUUGGGAUCUUCACAUCAUAUUGAUCCUGCCCUUGUUCCUCCUGAUGUCCCUUUCAGUACAACCUCAUUCAGUUAUCCUAAAGAAUCAAUGCAAACUUGGUCAGGUCCUUUGAUUGACUCUACUACUGCUGGUGGUCCAAGACGGAAGAAACAUACCGGACAUGAUGCCCGAGAAACAUCAAAAUCCUAUACAGGAAACCAUAGAGAGAAACAUCAGGAUGCUCGUGUUCGAGGAAAGAGAAGUGUGGCUUAA
This is a messenger RNA of Prunus armeniaca (apricot), 1782 nucleotides long. Lineage: Eukaryota; Viridiplantae; Streptophyta; Magnoliopsida; Rosales; Rosaceae. The record is from the annotation of a GenBank genome assembly.